AUGCCAUCGAAACCUCAAGACACAGUUUCUUUGACAAUGGGGAAUUUUAGACCUGAGCCUAGGAUCAAGUAACACCAAUAACUGUUCAGCGGAUAACUUAAAAAACACUUCACUUCACUGAGUUGUGCAUUUGAGCCCGCGAUACAGUCAUAUGGCACUGGCCUGCGGAUACCCUUUUUGAUAGCUGUCAAUUGACCAAAACAUGGAUGUCCACUGUCAACUUAAACACAGAUUGUAUAUGCCUUGGACGCCUAGCAGCCAACCAGAGGGCGUGUACUAGUGUAGCCAUAUAAUAAAAAUGUCCUACUGCGGCGAAUAUUUACUAAUAAGAACAAAAUAAAUUACCGGAAAUAUCGUAUUGUCGUUACGACCUAUGCACGCUGUGUUGACCCAGUUUGAAAGUCAAACUUUUCAUGAACCGACACUAAUCCCUUAAAUAAAGUGCAUGAAAAGAUGGACGUUUGAAUCAGUAAAAGCCCGACAUGUAUGAUUCGUUUCAAACGUCGACCGCUUCACGUUCCGUAUCUAAUGCAUAUAUUACUAAUGAUUUAUUUUCACUGGUAAGCAUUGUAGAUCAUUGUAAAUCGUGAAGAAAAAAAUAAAAUAAAAGAAGUCCGACUAACAAAAUUCGACAUUUGAAUAAAUCGUCGAACUUAUACCAUUUGGGUAUUAAGUUCGAUACAUUUUCAUGAAACAUGUGAAAAGUUAAACAUUUGAACCGUGCAUUAAUGCCAUUGCAUAAAAUUUAGCUCAAUGCUCACUCUUUUCAUCUUCCUCGAAUGCCUUCAGGCCAGUGUUCCUCGGCUUUCUAGCGCAAAAAGACUGACAUUUAUAACACAUGGUUACAAAAUAAAGUACCAGUCAGUUCUACUGUAUAUACGUCCCUGGUGUCACACUUAUUAACCCCUUAAGCUCUAAUAUCAACAUGCACAUUCUCAAUAUUGUUCUUCAUCAGGGGCGGAUCCAGGUUUUUUCUUAGGAGGGGGUGCACUCGUCUCUUGCUCUACUUCAACACCAAUAAACCACAUAGUUUUUUUUUUUUUUUGCAGAAUACCAGUUGUAUUAGAAAACCGCAGGUCAUCUCGGGGGGGGGGGGUGCGCACCCCCUGCACCCUCCCCCUAGAUCCGCCCCUGUUCAUACAAUUCUUAUGGUACUUCUGGAAAGAAUUUGUUUGAACAUCAAGACAUUUCAUCUUGAGUGAUCAUUGCCUUCAUUCUCAUGACCUGUAUUUUUAUUAGACUGUGUUAUUGCUAGGAGAAUCAUGAUGCUGGUCAUUAUUAGGGCUCUAAUGUUGAUUUAAGUCUGAUUGAGCAGGUUUGCUUGCUGUGUUCUUUAUGUCUAUAGAAAACAGCACACUGUAAAUGUUUAAAAAUAUCAUUUUUUGAUGAUCAUUUUGCAAAACGCACGUGAACAUAAACCCAAAAUUGACACAACCCACUUCAUACUUUUGUUUGUUCUUAUGACUAAUUCAUAUUUACAGUCGAAACAACAGAUUCUGCAAAGCUCAAUACAGAACUAAAAUCUUCCAGCGAGCGUGAGUUUGCAUAAUUACAUACAAAAGUAAUGUAAAGCACUAACACAAAUAACUUAAGCUUAAGCGAGUGUUACAAGUCUACGAAGACUAGAGACCUAUAUCGUUUCAAAAUUCGAGUCUUCGAGACGGCCUUAAUUAUAAUCCUCCAGGUGCAAGACAGAUAACCAGAGAAUUCGCGAUUGGGUUGAUAUUUUACGAAUCUUAUAUUAAUUCCUAUUUAUAUUCACGACUAAGAGACGGGAAUGGGUGUGAAGCUCGAACUAUGGAGCCUGAGUGUUUAAUGCCAUCCAAAUAACAUACAAAGUUCAACAUCAUAACUAAAGAAUGGUACACAAAUAUUCCUAAAUAAAGUCACUCAGGCUAAACUAUUCACGUGCGCCGCCUGAUACGAAAACCCAAAAACCCAAUGGGAAAAAAUUGGGAGCGUAUUCCCCAACCGAUGCGGUCGCACAACCCCUGGGGUUACAGGUAAAAAAUCAAUCGAUAGAUGAAUAAAGUAAGAUAUAAAAAUAAAAUUUGAUAGUUCGAGGGCUGAGAUGAAUACAUUACAACUGUCAAAACCUUAUAUACCUUACAACAAUAGAGUCAAUUAACGCCAUAGCGGCUUACGUGCGUUCAUACCAAUAGGAAAGUAUUUACAUUCUCUGUUACUGCCACUACGUUUAGCUCCGCCGAAUGUAAAUACAUCACUUUUAGAUUGAUCAUCAAAAUAACCAUUCAGAAUACAUCUUGUAAUAUUUGGUUGUGUCGACGGAAGAUUACAAGAUGAUAGUAGCAUUGUGGUUUUGGUGCUGCUGGGGAACUGUGGCCUCAUUCAAAAUCUCCACCCCUUUGAAAUUUUACUGAAAAUUCAAAUAUUUGCAAAAACUUAGUUCUAAACUACUAAAAAAUCAUUUUUGUUCAACGGAUGUGAAAGAGUUAGAAAGCCAAAAGAUAAAGAACCAACACAUAAAAAAGCAAACAAACAACCCUACCAUUUUGUUGGAAAAUGGCUUGAUGCCAUGUCACAUGUCAUAUCUCCUAACCACACAUACCGACCAACUGUUUCCUCAAUUUGCUUAUAAUGCGUGUACCUAGGCGUUAAUUUUAUAGUUUAUGUAUUUUUAAAUUUGUAAUUUAAAUUUGAUAAUCUGUUAAGGUCUACUUUAGCCAUUCAGUGGACAUUUUACAUCACUGAAUUUUUUAAUUUGAGCAAAGAAAAGAUAUCAAGGUACCUUCCAGAGGACACAAAUAACUGAGGAGGCCAAGAGUGUCAGCACGUUUCAGCACGAUUUGUAGCAUUAAGUGAACAGGAAGUAAAAAAAAAAGGAAGUUUGCGGCUGGAUCGAUCUGAAUGAGUGCUAAACUUAGAAGAAUCUUACUUGCUAUUCGGUCACGUAUGUCAACUUAUAAAAGGGUUUUUAAUUUGAGCCUUCUAUUUACGAUACUUUUUUGAGCGUAAAAAGUUAUUUAGAAUGAAUGCCGAAUUCAGGCUAACGAAACUCAUUACAGCCAAAGUGCUCUUCAUGCCAAUGUUGAAGCUCUAUCCGAUUUUACGUUUAUUUCAUGAGUUCUAAAGCUGCAUUGUUUCAUGCUUGGUAAGUUUUUUAAUCCCUUUUUUAGCUAGCGAUACGUGCUCGAGCAAAUUUAAAACCGAUAAGGUUUCACUGUUUACUCGUACAACGAUAUUUCUCGCAUGCCUUUAAGCUUACGCGGAAGAAGAUUGUGGUAACCUAAAAAAAGGCCUUUUUGCGGUAAACUGACACGCGCUGUUGGUCCUGGUAACGAAUUAAUCGUCUUAGUAUAAUGAAGGGUGUAAGAAUAGAAGGGCAGCAAGUAACAGGCAGGAGUCAGUGGCGGAUCCAGGGGAGGGACACGGGAGCCCCCCCGUCAUUUAAAGACCAAACUCAGGGCCGAGGGGCCGAAAAAAUUUAUUCGAGACCGCCCCCCCUCCUUAUAUCAGGGUCAAAGUUGAUCUCUGUUGUUUGCAACUUCAAAAAUAAUGCUCAGGAGACACAUUUAUUUGUCUCAAAUUUCUGAUUUUGUCAUUUACAUGAAAUUUCUCUGAAACAGGCUUUAGUCCUGGGAAUUGGCACAUCACUUGAGUACAAAUGUGCCUGGAAACGACUUAAAAAAUUUAAUUCAUUUAAGGGACGUGUCAAACGAAAAGUCUGAAUUGGCAGUAGUUCAAAGCAAACUGAUAUCGAAAAUCCGGGGGGGGGGCACUCCCUUAAAUAGGCUAUAUAGGUAUGUGCGGCACGUAAGGGUAUAGUUUUUUAGCCGUUCAAUUUUGGUCUGAAAUAGGGUAUGGUUUGUGCACUCUAGUCUUGAUUUAAGGGUCAGGUCUGAAAUAGGGUAUUGAAAAUCACAGAUUUUGGUCUGAAAUAGGGUAAGGGUUUCAGGAAGCGUGCCGCACACCCCCACCCAAUGUUUCUGGUAUUCCUCCUCCCCGGGGGGGUCCAAAACGCGUGCCUACGGACCGAUACAGUUUCACUGUUUACUUGUAUAUUCGAUAUGUGUAUAAUUAUAUAGUUUUAUAAAUGAAGGGGCAUGAAAAAACGACAGCCACUAUUAAAUCGGCAGCAGUUCAGACAGUUCAAGGAAAACUGUCAAGAUGUCGAAAAUCAACCUGGUUUUUGUAGUCUUGGCGGUCCUUGCCUUUGUGUGCAUCACAGCUGGCAAGAACUGCGAGACCCUAAACGGCACAUGGUAUAAUCAGCGUGGAGACGAACUUUAUCUUGAACGCAAAAGUGACGGCAGACUUGUGGGUGAAUACAGGACUGAAGAACAAAGACAGAAUCGCUCAGCAGUGGCACACUCUGCUGUGCUUGGUGAGCACGUGAGAUUUUUCUUUGAUUUUCCUCUCUUUCCUUAUGAAUACACUACACUGAAAAUUAAAAAGAUCUGUUUCAGCUAAAAAAAAAGGUGCCAAUUUAGCCCCUCAGGCCUAAGAUCUGAUUUAAGCAAUCCUUAUGUAAAAUAUCUGUUCGGAGAAGAAAAUAUUGCCCAGAAUUUUCUAUCACUUACGGACGGCUAAAAAUUUCUAGAUAACCGUUCCAUUCAUGUUCAAUUUUCGAAGCUUAUCUAAUAAAUCCCCUACGAUUUCCUGAAGUUUAAUUUUCACAUUUUAUUUCCCAAGUCAGGCUAUUUUUCUGAGAAAAAAGGAAACCUAAAAUUUUCGGAUUCAAAAAUGUGAUGAGGAGAGGAAUCAGAAAAUGUCUCACUUUCGUAAUACGUCAAAUUCCAUCUAAAAAUUUCGAGGAAGAAAUACUCAAGCCCUUAUAAUUUCGAAAAGACUCAAGUUCCCCUGGGAUGACCGAACAGAUACAAAUGUUAUAGCACCACUUAGAAUGCAUUCCUACGGCUCUAAAAGUACUCUGUAUAGCCUAAAAAGUGUUUUCAAUGUAUUUAGGAGGAAACUGUCGUUGGGUGCCCCUGACAACAGCCCCAUCAAAAGCCUAUUCUAGCAGCCCUCAUUUAAUAGCUCAGUGCUAUUAAAUGGACCGUGUUGGUCCUGAUAAAGGGAGUCACAUUAAAGCCAAAAUCAGGACAGCAUUUUACUCACCGAACGACCCCAUUUUUAGGGCUAAAACCGGAUCUAUCUGAUUUACAGUGUACAUACUAAUCAGGUCCAGUUAAGCCGAGCUGUUGUUGAUUUACCUGGGGCUCUUCACCCAUAUUACAUUUGAGGCCCUGUCAGUUCUGGUGACUUUGAUUGCAGUGUUAGAGAGCGGCUUACAUCACAGUAAAGAAUAACAACAGAUUCGAUUGUAUAGAUAGGCGAUUGUUUUCACUGUCACGCAACUAAAAUAAUACCUGAUACUCAGGUUAAUUGGAAACCGUCCAGUGGAAGAACGUCUUUGUAGCCCACAGUUUCUGAGUUAUUUACCGAAACGUUUCACGCACCUUCAGAGCUUUGUAUGGAGACGCUAUAUUGGUGUACCGUUUUGGUGCACCAAUGUGGCCGCCGGAAAUCAACAAAAACAUGUGGAGGUCACUUUUUCUAUAAAAGCUCCUUCUUUUCAGUCGAGAACUAGCAUACGUGCGCAUAAACAUAUCUUCUAAUACUUGAAAUGGUUAUACUGCUGAAAAUCAAGGGGAGAGACUUUUUUUCAACGAGACAGCAUCCCUAUUUUGGUGUCACGCACUGUGAAAACUCGGAAGUUCAAAUUACUAUAUUUUCGAAAUGAAGCGUGCUUCGGGACUGGAAACUUGUACAAAGAUUUAUUUUUUGUUUAUCUUCAACCUGGUGUAAAUAAGAAUUCGUAAAACCUCGCUAUUUUGACUUUACAAUUUGAUGACGUCACAGUGAAAAUCAUCUAUAAAAGCUGCAGUCACGCAGUUCAAUUUCCCUUGACCUGAUUUUCGACCUCCAGAUUUUGUUCACACUUAAACCUUACGAUACGAAAUGAAUUCUUUUCGUUUUUACCCUCUGUCAUUUUAAACUAUAAUAGAUGACCGAAGAUCCUGUAGUACGGAAAAUUACCGGGGAAUGGGGGGGGGGUACUUCCUUACGAGAGGAUAAUGGGGAUGUGCCGCUGAAUGGUGUCGCAUUUUCACGACUGGAUUGUGGUCGCAAGUUUAUAGAGUUUGGGAGUAAGAAAGUUCUUUAUAUUUACGAUUAGCAAACGUACCAGAAUGUUUGUACUGUAGGUGAAAAGUAAAGUGUUCUUCAUUCAAUCUAAAAAACGGGCCGUUAAUUUUAGGAUGACCUAUUUAAAGGAUUGGUAAGGAAGAUACAUAAAUAGAAAGUGACUAAGUCGGAAUCGGUGGACUAUCUCCGACUUGUUUCAAGCAUGAUUUUUGAACCCUGUAACUGUUUCUUAUGAAAAUAAGUUUCAUUUACACUCGAACUUUCCUGUCAUGAGGAUAACAGAAUUCUACAAACGCGGAAAGUGCCAAAUUUAACAAAUAUUUGGAAUUUUUUUCUGAGAUAUUCCAAUGCGAAACAAAAAACGAGAUCAGUAUCCAGAUAGAUUCAAAAACACCGCAUUGAUGUUACUUGUAAACACUGGCAAACCUGACGGUGCGAAGCUUGAAUGCAAAAGACCGACCCUGUUGUUUGUUUGUUUGUUUCUUUUUUUUUUUGCAGAUUGACCCGAAACAGGGUUUUAUUCGGUUCAAUCAAGAAAUACUUAACUUCACUUAUUCAUUACAUAGGUACUGCACCUUUUAAUCAUGACAACACCGAAAGCGUCUUUGGAUUUGCAAUAGUCUGGCAAAACGGUACUUCGACAACUGUGUGGACAGCUCAGUGUUUGGUGUGCGUUGAUGGGCAUGAACAAAUUUUCACCUCCUGGUUAGAGCGAUUCACUGUGGGUUCACGGAAAGAAAUUUCGAAAUCAACCAGAAUUGGGAAAGACACUUUCUCACGAUUGGAGCAACAAAACUCUGCAAACUCAUAUGAAUCCAGCUCAGUGUCACCUCCGACUGUCCGAACAAACAUCAAGAUCUGGGACACUGGUGUAAAAUCUAAACCUUGCAGUAUAAGUGGUACCUGGUAUAAUCAGCUGGGCUCCGAGACAAUCUUAAACCAGAAAAAUGAUGGCAUCAUUGAGGGAGAGUACCGUACUGGUGUUGAGCGAAAACCAGGCUCAGCUGGGAAGAGCUUCUCGAAGGUGUUGGGGAUCGGACAAGUUGGUGGCCCUAGCAGCACUCUGCCAUUAAUGGUUGUCUGGAAAGGUGGCGAAUCUGUGACUGGGUGGCUUGCGCAGUGCUUCAUCGACGGAGAAAACAAGACAGAGAUCGUGGAAACCGCCUGGUUGCUGAGAGCCAAGGUUGACACGUGCUUAAACACCUGGAAGUCGACGAUGUUUGGCCAGGAUACCUUCACACGCACUGAGCAGAGGGCAGGGCCUAGAAAGAAAGAUAACAAGCAUGUACCACUAGACAGGAAAACCCAGGGUGAAAAACAGCAAAGCACAUGCGGAGGAGGAGGUCAGCAUUAUUUCAACUCUUUCGCAUUCUUGAAUUUGAUUUUGAUCAAUUCUUUAGCCCAAUGGUUGAAAUAAAGGCUUAAUCCUUCGAAAAAGGACAAAACAUUUAACGCAGCAUGCAGGGCUUGAAUAAGAACAAUGUUGUUAGUGUAGUCUUAGAUUCUAUUGUUAAGAAAGCUAAAAAAAUCUCUCACACCGAUUACAAAACUCCCGACCUAGGACGUAGCUUACACCAUGCUAAGGCCAUAAACUACUUGGAACACUCAUGGUCAUUACUUAUUGCAACUCAGUCUACGAUAUUACCGGUGAACUGCAUGACUGUGUUGAUUUGAGCAGUUCAUGCUAUAUGCACUAGACUAAUUAAAACCUCCUUUAAGCUCCUUUUCUCUUACAAUUGGCACGUUUACUGGCGACUUUAAAUUCUAAUUUUUACCACUGACUGUACUGGCUUCAGAAAUUUGUCUUUCAGUCUUAUCUGUGGUUGAUGGUUGUAGCCGAUCCACAUCAACCUCUUUGUUCUUUUUAGAGCUUUAGCUGCUUUUACAUUGUCCUUCUGAUGUGAAAGACCAUGCUAGAGAACGUUUCUACUGCUUUACAACACUAAACCUCUACGAUAUGGCUGAAUGCCUCGGGGAUCGAAAGACCUCUUUGCAAGACGUCCCAUUCCUUAAUGGCUUGGUAUGAUAGAAGUUUAAUAAAGUUUAUUAGUUAAGUUCCAGUGGGUUUAUCUCGCGUGCACGCACUAUUUUCCGCGUGCAACAUAGAAAUAGGGAGACGUCUUUCACGCAGGUAUAGUGGCUUACCCCUGGAAUUCGUAUUCUUUCAUUUUCAGUCACUCAUGUGUACAGAGUGUCCCUCCCCUCAAACAAAUACGAUGGGAAGGGGCGGCUGUACACACCAGCGGUUUUAUACGGUUUCGUUUUUCCUGGUCGAACAGCUUUUUUUGACAACCAUGACACUUCUUUUAUCUGGGGGAAAGAAGUUAAAGGGAAGUUACCGACAUAUGUGAAUGUACUGUCUUUCAGCUAUCCAAGGUUAAAUUUGGUUCCUUUGCUUUGUUUUCCUUCAUUUUUUUCUAUUUUCGACUACAGGUAGUUGCACCCCUAGCUAUAGCAGCGAUUUGUCACAGGCUAGCGAAGCAAUUCUAGUCGUGUAAGACAACCCGAAAUAGUCUUGGAUUCUGGGUUUGACGCUGUGGGUUCUGGAUUCCAGGUACUGGAUUCCGGAUGCUUUCUCGGGACUCCGGAUUCCAUUAGUUAGUGGGAUGCUAGAUUGUUUCAGCGUGGUUCCAGAUUUUGUCAGCGGAAUUCCGGAUCCCAUCGUCCAGAAUUCCAGCUUCCACGAGCAAAAUUUUCAGAUUGAAGAAUCCGAAUUUCUUUACAUGGGGCGAAAGGAAUAUUUUAGUCAUCUUGAAACUUUAUGAGACUAAUUCAUUUUUCGAGGCAAAAAGGGAGUUAGAACUUGUGAAAUUUUUUUAGCUUUCAGUGUAGUUACUGUCUUUGUGUUGUUAAGAGCAUGAAAAAGCCAACGGUGUAUUUGAUGAACGCACAGAAUAUUUUAUUUUACACGUUUUACUUUAGAAUAUUGACCGCCAUCUAACUCGAUAAUAAUUCAGUAUCGUUUUGUUGUAAAGCCUUACCAGCAGAUGUAAAACGAUUUUAAUUGCAAAAUACCCCUGGCAGGUAAUCAUGUAGUUCUUUGAAAUCACAGCCGCAACAAUUUAUAUAACUGAAGCCGUACUUCUUCUUACAAUAAAGCAAAAUAAGGCGAUCCAAAAAUUCAUUUUUUAUGUAAGUUAAGUGUAGCUUUAAUGAUUUCUCUUUCCAUUUUUACAGUUCAUUAUUUUAGUUCUCAAUGGUCAUGCUAUGUGGUCAAUCGAAUCAUAUAAAGGCAAACUACAGUUGAAACUAUUCUGUUGUCUAUACUAUGAUUUUUCAGUUAUCGAUUACAUUGCGUACGUGAAUAACACCUGAGAGGGCAUUAAGAUUAUGUAUAAAAGAAUAAACGCUGUUGGAACCAAGUUUGCGUUAUUUACUGCUGCGUACCAGUUAAUAUUAAGGUGAAUGGAUUGAUUCCGGUCCUACGGAGAAGUGACGACCUUUCCUGUCGUACAAGCGAGUUGCUAUAGGAGAUACACCUAAUUGCAAUAACGUUGUCAUAGAAAAAAGGAAAAAGCAAAAAACCAAAUAGGAAUUAAUUAGUCAUGUGAUUUACAUUUGUGUAUUUUACUAAUUUAACAAUUAUUCAAGAAGUUAUUCACAAUAACAAGAGAUAAUUCUGUAAUUCCGCGCUGUAAGAUAGACAUGCGCCAUUGUCAUUUUCGAGCCAACAUUCUCCAUCAACAGAAUUCGCACAAUUCGAAAAAGUAAAAGGUAAAUUGACGCAAGCAAUGUUAUGUCUCAGUUGUCGCACUUUCAGUCGCCAAUCUAUUAUGUCCUGACAAAUGAAGCUUGGUUUGUGGCGCGGGAGAGGAACUGACGGAGUACCCCCUCACCCUCUCCGCGAUGAAAAGUCCUGCCUACGCCCUUGAUUUGUUGCUUGAAAAUUGUGAUCAGAUGGUGUUGUGCACUGCAUACCAUACGCAGGUUGGCCUUUCUAUUUAGCACUAAAUUAAAAGACGCAUCGUUUUCCUGGAAUUUACGCCAGGCCUUAUUUAUUGAAAAAAAUGGAGCCAUCAUUUCUUUAGUAGUUAUCCGAUGUACGUUUGUAAUUUGAGCACGUUUAAAAUUCGCUAGAUGAAUCAGCCUCAAAUUGCAUUAGAAUGACAGCAAGAAACUGAUGCAAAUGAUUUCUCUUAUAUUAUGUGAUUAAUAUUCAGCUAUAAGCAUGUGUGCUGUGAAUGUUGCAAGCCAUGAUUAUUACAUGCUAAUUAAUUCCUAUUUAAGUUUUUGCUUUUUGCUUUGACAACCUUAUUGCAAUUAGGUGUAUAACCGUUAACAAUUAUUCUUUUUGACAUUCACAAUUGUGACAAGUGAAACAAAGUAAUCUUUGUUUCAAGAACCAAUGCGCUUCUCGUUGGCACAUUAAUAUCAAUAGGUGACGUCAUCGUGAUUAUCACUGUAUGGGCUAAGUUUUCCAAAAGAUGCCGAAAUGAAGAGGGGAAAGUUCCCAUGAAGUCCAGGCAUUUUGAAGUCGCUUAAUUUUAGUGGAAGAGACUUCCGUCACAAAGUAAAAAAGCUCGACAGCAUAAUUCUCCACAGAUACCCCACGUUAAUGGCGCUUAAGGGGAGAAAGGGACAUGAGGACCACGUCAGUGUAAAACCAUCGAUUUUAAACAGUUACAGUGCCGGGAGAAUGACGUUAUCACAUCAAGUCGGAGGAUUUUCCUCAGCUCUUAUGAAGGGAAGGGCGUAUCUUUUUCUCGGAAGCGAACUGAAGCAUAUGCUCAGUGGAGAUUGCGCUAAAAUACGAUAGAGCAAAGAAACAAAUACACAAUUUCUUUCUGUAAAACCAACGCACAAGGCGAUUGUUCCUAUAAAUUAAACAAAAUAUUUCGUGACAGCAAAAAUAACCCAGACGGCGCAGUCAAUCUCAUUUCCCCUUGUACAGUGGAACCCAGUUAAUACGAACACCAAGGGGGAAAUUGGUGGCGGUAUUUUGUGUGUGUUUGCAUUAAGCUACAUUUUAGGAAACAGAAUAAUGAUAAAUUAAAAAUACAAAUAAUAAUAAUAAUAAUAAUAACGAUGACGAUAAUGAUAAUGAUAAUGAUAAUGAUAAUGAUAAUGAUGAUGAUGAUGAUGAUGAUGAUGAUGGUGAUGAAGAUGAUGAUCAAUAUAAUUCACAAUCCACGGAGCCAC
Porites evermanni is the source of this 11247-nucleotide messenger RNA. Lineage: Eukaryota; Metazoa; Cnidaria; Anthozoa; Scleractinia; Poritidae. The record is from the annotation of a GenBank genome assembly.